Messenger RNA from Aspergillus piperis CBS 112811, 1575 nucleotides. Its product is annotated as glycosyltransferase family 32 protein. Gene Ontology annotation, molecular function: alpha-1,6-mannosyltransferase activity. The coding region runs from base 98 to 1219 and encodes 373 amino acids. Gene Ontology annotation, cellular component: mannan polymerase complex. The transcript has a single exon. Gene Ontology annotation, biological process: protein N-linked glycosylation. The record is from RefSeq and is a predicted model, not a curated record. NCBI's taxonomy places the organism in Eukaryota, Fungi, Ascomycota, Eurotiomycetes, Eurotiales, Aspergillaceae.
CGGCUCUCCGCUGGGGCCUGGAGCGCCGAGAUUAUUUCUCAUCUCUCCUCACCUAAACACCCAUCCCCAUGAAAGCACCUCAUCUCGCCCAACAUCGAUGCUCCCUUCCACCCUAAAAUCUUCGCGCUAUGGGCGCUUUGUUAUCUUGACGAUCCCGCUGCUCGUGUUCAGCUGCCUGCUCUUCUUGACGUGGGACCCACUGCCGGGCCGACUCCGUCAGCAAUCCCAAGCCCCGACAACGUCACAGUCCGAUCCGGUAUCUCAGGUACCACAACCAGUCGAGCCUCCAAAAGAAGAAGCAUCGCGCCCUAAACCACCAGUAUCUACCAGUAAUCCAUCCACCUCGAACCCGAUUGCUGACAUUGCUGGUGGUGAUGCUAUCUUCGGUAUAACCGACAAGCUUUGGCAAUCCGCCAAGAAUCCCCACCUGAGCGACGACCAAGACGAAUGGAUCAGCAGUUGGCUCGAAAAGAACCCAUCCUUCCGAUAUGAGCUCUUGACUGAUGCCUCCGCUGCCACCUUCGUUCGUACUCAUUAUGCCUCGCGACCAGAUAUUAUCGAGGUCUUCGAGACCCUCCCGAUCCCGAUCCUGAAAGCGGAUCUCCUGCGAUACCUGCUCGUGCUCGCGGAGGGGGGUGUCUGGAGUGAUCUGGACGUUACCUGCGAUAAGCCCGUGGCUGAUUGGGUUCCAACUGAAUACAAGAAUGCAAAGAUCGAGAUGAUCGUGGGCUUGGAGUUCGAUUUUGAAUGGCGCGGGGAAGGAACGGAAGUCGCAUCGCAGUUCUGCAACUGGGUCUUCGCGGCACCCCGCUCAUCACGCGUCCUUCAGGUGGUGGUGGACUCUGUUGUAGCCCAGAUCAAUGAGAUCGCUCUAAUGAAUAAGGUGCAGGUGAAAGACCUGACGUUAGAAAUGCUGCCCAUCGAUGUUGUUAAUGUGACGGGGCCCAAGAUCAUGACAAUCGCAAUCCUUGACAGUCUGAAGAAGCUGCUGGGUCGGACGGUUGAUGAUCGCGACUUUCAUGGGAUCAAGAAACCCAAGCUCAUUGGAGAUGUCCUAGUCAUGCCUGGUGUGUCCUUUGCGGCGUCCCAGAACGGAUACCCCCAGGAUCAAGGAGAUGCGCUGGUUACGCAUCACUACGCGGGCUCGUGGAAACAAGCUGAUGCGGAGGCUAAGGAGAAGAAGAAGCAGAAACAAAAUGGGCGAGACGAAGGCGUAUAGGAUGUCAUGAGCAUUGGAUUAUUAGUAGCUAAUUUCCGGGAUUGGCGUUGGUUCGCGUUUCAGCUUGUUGUACAGUUGCAUACUUCUAACCCAUUUUCAUCUCUUGACGACUCAUUCUGCUCUGUUCGUCUGUUCCUAAUUUGACUCGGCAAUGAAAACAAAUUGCCUGUUCGUUGAUGAUGGUUUGGUGAUCCCAAUCCUGCGCUGGUAGGGUGGCCUCGGGAUAGAACUAAAUCCAAGAUUUACAUUCCCGGCCUUGGCCCCGGAUGAUACUAUAUAUAACCACGAACAGUAGUAGUUUUGCUUUGUCCACCACCACCAUUUGUGGUAAUACAAAAUUUAGAUUUCUGUGUCAA